UGGACUUCCCUCUCCAUUCGCCAGCCGCCUCUCUCCGGGUCCCCACGGCUGCGAACUGAUCUGGCGCGGGGGGGCAGGAGGAGGAGAAGAGCGCAGGCGAAGGAAAGGGCGAGAGAGCCAGAGAGCCGGAGGCAGAGGGAGUAGUGGCCGCCUUCCGGAGCCGGGAUUCAUGCCUGUCCUCGGGACCAGCCAAGGGGACUUUACGGCUGAGUAUGAGCCAGGCUGCUAGAAGCCAGGUACCCCCACGCCUGCAGUCCCCUCGCCGUUCCCGGUAUGCGAGCAGGACGCAGGGCUCUUCCAAGUUCCCACCGAGCCGAAUAAAAAGCGUCCUCCCGCUGCUCUCCGCCAAAGACGGACAUUGACUCCAGGACUCCACAGAAUGGAGCAAGAAUGAGAGGAAAAAGGCCGGCAGAAAAGCAUGAACUGGAGGUUUGUUGAGCUCCUCUACUUCCUGUUUGUAUGGGGCCGUAUCUCAGUGCAGCCCUCCCACCAGGAGCCAGCUGGGACAGACCAACAUGUCUCCAAGGAAUUUGAUUGGCUUAUUUCAGACAGGGGGCCUUUCCACCACUCCAGGAGCUACCUAUCCUUUGUGGAAAGACACCGUCAAGGAUUUACAACCAGAUAUAAAAUAUACAGGGAGUUUGCCCGUUGGAAGGUGAGGAACACAGCCAUAGAGAGGAGAGACCUGGUCCGCCAUCCAGUGCCCCUCAUGCCGGAGUUUCAAAGGAGCAUCCGUCUGCUUGGCAGGAGACCCACCACUCAGCAGUUCAUUGAUACCAUCAUCAAAAAAUACGGCACCCACCUGCUCAUCUCUGCUACAUUGGGAGGAGAGGAGGCUUUGACCAUGUACAUGGACAAAAGUCGCCUUGACCGGAAGUCAGGGAAUGCUACUCAAAGUGUUGAAGCUUUGCACCAGCUUGCAUCAUCCUACUUCGUCGACCGUGAUGGCACCAUGAGAAGGCUCCAUGAGAUCCAGAUAUCAACUGGAGCAAUCAAGGUCACAGAAACACGCACUGGGCCUCUGGGCUGUAACAGCUAUGACAAUCUGGACUCUGUGAGUUCCGUCCUUCUGCAAAGCACGGAAAGCAAACUGCACCUUCAAGGUCUUCAGAUAAUCUUCCCACAGUAUCUGCAAGAGAAGUUUGUUCAGUCGGCUUUGAGCUACAUCAUGUGCAAUGGUGAAGGAGAGUACGUCUGUCAGAACAGCCAAUGUCGCUGCCAGUGUGCCGAGGAGUUCCCACAGUGCAACUGUCCCAUUACCGACAUCCAGAUCAUGGAGUUCACGCUGGCUAACAUGGCCAAAGCCUGGACUGAAGCUUACAAGGACCUGGAGAAUUCAGAUGAGUUUAAGUCAUUUAUGAAGCGUCUCCCAAGCAACCACUUCCUGACCAUUGGUAGCAUCCACCAGCACUGGGGUAAUGACUGGGAUCUGCAGAGCCGUUACAAGCUCCUGCAGAGUGCCACUGAGGCUCAGAGGCAGAAGAUCCAGCGCACUGCCCGCAAGCUCUUUGGUCUCAGCGUGCGCUGUCGCCACAAUCCCAACCACCAGCUGCCUAGAGAGAGGACAAUUCAGCAGUGGCUUGCAAGGGUCCAGUCACUUCUCUACUGCAAUGAGAAUGGGUUCUGGGGAACCUUCCUGGAGAGCCAGAGGAGUUGUGUAUGCCAUGGUAGUACCACACUGUGCCAGCGUCCCAUCCCAUGCAUCAUAGGUGGGAACAACAGCUGUGCCAUGUGCAGCCUGGCAAACAUCUCACUCUGUGGCUCCUGCAAUAAGGGCUACAAGCUGUACAGAGGCCGCUGUGAACCACAGAAUGUGGACUCUGAACGGAGCGAGCAGUUCAUCAGCUUUGAGACCGACCUGGACUUCCAGGACUUGGAACUGAAGUACCUGUUGCAGAAGAUGGACUCGCGUCUCUAUGUUCACACUACCUUCAUCAGCAAUGAGAUUCGCCUUGAUACGUUCUUCGACCCUCGGUGGCGCAAGCGCAUGUCCCUCACUCUCAAGAGCAACAAGAACCGCAUGGACUUCAUCCACAUGGUGAUUGGCAUGUCCAUGCGUAUCUGCCAGAUGCGCAACAGCAGCCUGGACCCUAUGUUCUUUGUCUAUGUCAAUCCUUUCAGUGGAAGCCAUUCAGAGGGCUGGAAUAUGCCCUUUGGGGAAUUUGGCUACCCACGUUGGGAGAAGAUCCGUCUGCAAAACAGCCAAUGCUACAACUGGACUCUCUUGCUGGGCAAUCGGUGGAAAACUUUUUUUGAGACUGUCCAUAUUUACCUGCGUAGUCGGACUCGGCUACCUACCCUACGUAAUGAGACCGGCCAGGGCCCCGUGGACCUGUCGGAUCCCUCCAAGAGGCAAUUCUACAUUAAGAUAUCAGAUGUGCAGGUGUUCGGGUACAGCCUGAGGUUCAGCGCUGACCUCCUUCGAAGUGCCGUGCAGCAAGUGAAUCAGUCCUACACACAGGGUGGUCAGUUCUACUCCUCUUCAUCCGUGAUGCUCCUCAUGUUGGACAUUCGGGACCGAAUUAAUCGUCUGGCCCCUCCUGUGGCCCCAGGAAAACCCCAGCUGGACUUGUUUUCCUGUAUGCUGAAGCACCGCCUGAAGCUGACUAACAGUGAGAUUAUCAGGGUGAACCAUGCCUUGGACCUCUACAACACUGAGAUCCUCAAACAGUCUGACCAGAUGACAGCCAAACUCUGCUAACCCGGGACCCUUUGCCAUGAACUUUCCUUUCUGUUGUACACAUACAACAGAAUAAAAUAAAGCAAAACAAAAGAAAACACAUACAAACACACACAAAUUUGUAAAAUGUAAUUAAUAUUCAAAAGAAAGGAGGAAAAAAAAUCUUCAUUUGUUGGAAACUAAAGUGUUCUAGCAACUGUAUAAAACUGUGGGGCAUGUCUGUUACUACUAUAUUCUGUCAUGAAGAUGGGUCUCAGACUUUUGUGGAGCUUUGAGGUGGUGGCUUCUUGGGCCUCAGGUGCUGUGUGGAGGGGGGGAGAAGGGGAGAGCAUAUGAAAUGAAUUGUAAAGACCUCUGCUGUGCAGGUGCUAAGAUUAAACACUAAAAGAGAAAGAAAGAGAUAUAUGUAAUGUACCUCUGACACUGCCAUUUUUCCUUGUGGGAGGAAAUGGACGUAGAUAAAGAAGAUAUUUCUUCGGUUAA
Molecule: messenger RNA, 3163 nt
Organism: Peromyscus maniculatus bairdii (prairie deer mouse)
Lineage: Eukaryota; Metazoa; Chordata; Mammalia; Rodentia; Cricetidae
Gene: Brinp1
Product: BMP/retinoic acid inducible neural specific 1
Biological process (GO): negative regulation of mitotic cell cycle; cellular response to retinoic acid; positive regulation of neuron differentiation
Cellular component (GO): neuronal cell body; dendrite; cytoplasm
Source: RefSeq, a predicted model, not a curated record